This is a messenger RNA of Brenthis ino (lesser marbled fritillary), 804 nucleotides long. The record is from the annotation of a GenBank genome assembly. NCBI's taxonomy places the organism in Eukaryota, Metazoa, Arthropoda, Insecta, Lepidoptera, Nymphalidae.
AUGGCCGGUAACUUUUGGCAAAGCUCACAUCAUCAACAGUGGUUAUUAGAUAAACAGGAUCUCAUUAGAGAUCGCCAACAUGAUUUAGGAAAACUAAGUGAAGAAGAAUAUCAGAAAAUAUUCAACUUUUUUGCUAGUAUUAUUCAAAUAUUAGGAGAACAAUUAAAAUUACGACAACAAGUUAUUGCAACAGCCACAGUGUAUUUUAAAAGAUUCUAUGCUAGAAACUCAUUAAAAUGCAUAGAUCCAUUGCUUUUAGCACCUACUUGCGUAUUUCUUGCAUCAAAAGUAGAGGAAUUUGGUGUUAUUUCUAAUUCGAGGCUUAUAACUACUUGUCAGACAGUAAUUAAAAAUAAGUUCAGUUACGCAUAUGGCCAACAAGAAUUUCCUUAUAGGACGAACCAUAUCUUAGAAUGUGAAUUCUAUUUACUUGAAAAUUUAGAUUGUUGCCUUAUUGUUUACCAACCAUAUAGACCCCUCCUGCUAUUUGUUCAAGAUAUAGGACAAGAUGAUCAACUUCUUACAUAUGCCUGGAGAAUUGUUAAUGAUUCUCUUAGGACUGAUGUUAGUUUAUUAUACCCACCUUAUCAGAUUGCAAUAGGAGCUCUUCACAUAGCUUGUGUAAUGCUGGGGAAAGAAAAUUUAAAACCAUGGUUUGCAGAAUUGAAUGUUGAUAUGGAUAAAAUUCAGGAAAUAGUAAGAUCAAUAAUUAAUUUAUAUGAAAUGUGGAAAAGCUAUGAUGAAAAGAAGGAAAUUCAGAGUCUCUUAGGAAAAAUGCCAAAGCCAAGCCCUCCACCACAAAGA